Molecule: messenger RNA, 3634 nt
Organism: Gossypium arboreum
Lineage: Eukaryota; Viridiplantae; Streptophyta; Magnoliopsida; Malvales; Malvaceae
Product: KH domain-containing protein HEN4
Exons: 7
Coding region: 245-1861 (538 amino acids)
Biological process (GO): regulation of gene expression
Cellular component (GO): nucleus; cytoplasm
Molecular function (GO): mRNA binding
Source: RefSeq, a predicted model, not a curated record
UUUUCAAUAGCACACGACAGGAUUAACCGUGCAUCACACGAUGUGGAAACUGGCUUCUUUUUAAUUAUUUAAACGCAUAUAGAAAACAGAAUAAAAGCAAGAAUGGGUCAACCAAAACCCUAGAAUCAAUCAAAAAUAGAGGAGACGCUAGGCGUAACAAAUAUUUUCUUUUUUUCGUUUCUAAACACUCAUCGUCUUCUCUGAGAAUCGAUUUUAUUUGUCAGGUAAUUGUUCUGCUGAUAAUAUGGCUGGUCAGAGAAAUAGUUAUGGGAAGCGGGCUCGUUCUCAGUCUGACUAUCCCGAUAAUGGAGCAAAUAAAAGGAGAAAUGCUGGUGAUGACAGGGAGCAAUUUGUUGUUGAUCCGGAAGAUACUGUUUAUCGGUAUUUAUGCCCUGCAAGAAAGAUAGGAAGCAUUAUUGGAAGGGGAGGGGAGAUUGUGAAGCAAUUAAGAGUAGACACUAAAUCAAAGAUUAGAAUUGGUGAGACAGUUCCUGGUUCUGAGGAGCGAGUGGUUACUAUCUACAGCUCACGGGAUGAGACAAAUGCUGUUGAAGAUGGUGACAGUUUUGUUUCUCCUGCUCAAGAUGCUUUAUUCCGGGUGCAUGACAAAGUUGUUGCAGAAGAUUUGCAUGGUGAUGAAGAAUCAGAAGGCCACCCAAUCACUGCUCGGCUUCUUGUAUCUUCUGAUCAGAUUGGAUGCAUCAUAGGAAAGGGUGGGCAGAUUGUUCAGAACAUACGCAGUGAAACUGGUGCUCAGAUCCGCAUUCUUAAGGAUGAUUUACCUUCUUGUGCCUUGCCCACGGAUGAGCUUGUACAGAUAUCUGGGGAAGCUGCAGUUGUGAAGAAGGCUCUGCAUCAAAUUGCAUCUCGCCUUCAUGAGAAUCCUUCACGAUCUCAGCACUUGCUUGCUUCUGCCAUGUCCAAUGCAUAUACUGCUGGUGGUGCUCCGAUUGUACCAUUAGCUUCAUUGGUGGGUCCUUACGGAGGAUACAAAGGUGACGCUGGAGAAUGGCCACGCUCAUUGUACUCUGCUCCAAGAGAUGAGAGAUCAUCAAAAGAAUUUUCCCUUCGUAUAGUUUGUCCAAAUGCUAAUAUUGGAGGUGUAAUUGGUAAAGGUGGUGCAAUAAUCAACCAGAUCAGGCAGGAAUCUGGUGCAGCCAUUAAAGUUGAUAGCUCAAGCAGCGAUGGAGAUGAUUGCUUAAUAACAAUAUCAACCAAGGAGUUUUUUGAGGAUACAUUUUCACCUACUAUUGAAGCUGCUGCAAGGUUGCAACCAAGAUGCAGUGAGAAGGUUGAAAGAGACUCCGGAAUUAUAUCAUUCACAACCCGUUUACUUGUGCCAACCUCACGUAUUGGCUGCCUUAUUGGUAAAGGAGGAUCUAUUGUAACUGAGAUGAGGCGGAUGACAAAAGCUAACAUUCGUAUCUUGUCUAAGGAAAACCUUCCUAAGAUUGCAUCUGAAGAUGAUGAGAUGGUCCAGAUUGCUGGGGACCUUGACGUUGCGAAGGAUGCCCUUGUACAAAUAACAACACGGCUAAGAGCAAAUUUUUUUGAUAGGGAAGGUGUUGUUUCUCCAUUAGUGCCAGUUUUACCAUAUCUCCCUAUGCCAACUGAGGGAACAGAUAGUUUGAGUUAUGAAAGUAGAGAGAGCAAGAGGCAUGGACGGGGGCAUACCUAUUCUGGUGGUUAUGGCAGCAGUGAUUUAGCUCCUAGUGAAAGCUAUGGAACUUAUGGUGCCCCCCAGAUUGGUGUUAGUAACAGUGCUUAUGGAGCUUAUGGAGGUUAUUCAUCAGGACGCAGUGGUCCCUCUGGGUUAUCCAGCCAUAACUCUGUUUCCCGGCGCAAAAACUAUGGUUACUAAAUUCUUUUUGAUUGGUACGUGCUGACAGACUAUAGUUUUAUUUUUGGUUCUGUUAUGUGUAUUAUUAUAACUGGCAAUUCUCUGAUUGGACCGGUACAUACUAGUGUAUGACAGUUGGAUAACAUAGCCUCUCCGAUCUCCAUAUUUAGGGUUCUGAUGCACUUGUUUUCCCUUUGUUGCCUAUCCAUUCCCAUUAAAACAGCUGAGAUUUACGAAGCCUGAAGCCCGCCUAGUGCCUACUUUGAUGAAGCCUGCCUAAACCGGAAGACCAGAUGAACCAGGGCCCACCUUGAUGCUACUACCUAGAAGGACCAAAUAUAUGUGGAGAUAUUACUAUUCUCUUUGAAAUUUGCCAUGUCCAUGCCACCAAAAUACCAAGCUCUAUAAUAUGUGCUCCCAAGAACCUUGCUAGCCGGAAAUGGCUGUUGCUGCCUUACAGUUCCUUUUUUGUUUGAUGUCGUUUCUGCUUAGUAGUUUUGCAUUUGUUUAGUCGUUCAAAACCUUGUUGCUUCUUCCAUCUUCUGACUGUUGUACCAAGUGCCUGGUUUAUAAUUUGUCUUCUGCUUUCUCUUAAUUGUUCAGUAGUCUGAAUUUAUGGUUGGAUCUUAUCCUGAACUUAACCAGUUUACCCUGAAAAGUAUUGCAGAAGACAACCUGGUUUGCAGGCAUUUUUAUUAUAUGUUAUUAACAUCUAAAGCAGCUCAGUAGUCCUUGAGCCGAUUAAUGUUUAUUAAUCAAGUUGUCAUUUGCUUUCCUACUUAAAAUUCUUGAGGGAAUACCUCGGAAAACAUAUCUAAAAAGAACUUCAAAAUGAAAUACCGAACUUUCCCUUAAUCAUGUAACAACUUUAUUGUAUAAUAAUGUAUAGCUAGUUUUGGCACGCACUAUCUUAAUGAUGCUGGGAAUUGAUGCAUCGAGUCGUCUACCGUUACAGUGUUGACUCUAUAUUGGUUUUCAGUGGUAUAUGUAUAUAGCAAUGUUUCUAGGAAAAUUGCUAGUUCAGGGAGUUGCAGAGCUGGAUGCAGAAUGAUCAUAAGCAUGAGAAAGGGCUAUGUCUUGUUUGUCUUCUGCAAUCCGUAGAUUUUUGGAUUUUGGCAUGCGCAAUGAUCUCAAGAGGAAGGUAAGAGCUUAAAGUUUUUGCUUCUUGUUUGUAACUCGAGAAAACGGAGCUUGUGUCUAUGUUACCUGGACUCUGGGUGAGUGUUGGAUAUUUGUUUGUUUCCAACUUGGGUAGACCCAUUUUUUAAAAAAGGCUUUCUAUAAAUUGAAGGGUCAGACUCUACCAUGUCCAAAUAAAUGUAGGAGAUGGAUAUUUUAGUGAAAAUGAAGAGUCCGGGUAACAUAAAGUUAAUAAAGGUUUUUUGGUUAAGUGAUAUGGCUUUUAUCUCCCAAUAUUAUUGUUUAUUACAUUUUUUCCGCUGCUUAGAGUGUUUAUAUUCUUAUGAGAACAGGCCUGGUGGCAGGUUCUGGGCGCAUGCCUGCUAAGCUGGAGAGUUGAUGAACUUGAGACAUAAAACAUUUUAUUUUUAGUUGUGGGGAAGAGAGAUUUGAACCUGCGAGAAAUACAUGCAUUUAUGGUUGGUAGUGUGUAUUGUGUUUAAAUCUAACAUUUAUGUAACAGUUUGGUGGAGCUGUUCAAUAAUCUGAACUUGUACCCUAUUCUUAUUCAAUCUAGUUAGUGUUGGUUUCGAUGGUCAACCGCAGAAUGUUGUAAUGGUGAGAUUGGUUUCGAUGGUCAACUGAAGAAUGUUGUGAACGUUUUAAAGAUAUAAA